Molecule: messenger RNA, 737 nt
Organism: Halteromyces radiatus
Lineage: Eukaryota; Fungi; Mucoromycota; Mucoromycetes; Mucorales; Cunninghamellaceae
Product: yeats family-domain-containing protein
Exons: 3
Coding region: 21-662 (213 amino acids)
Biological process (GO): regulation of DNA-templated transcription
Source: RefSeq, a predicted model, not a curated record
UUUUAAUCUCAAUUCACAACAUGUCCAGUAACAAACGUAUUAAAGGACUUAGCAUUUCACGACCCAUCUAUUAUGGCAACACUGCGACACCUUUGACAGGAAAAAAAACAUCAGAUUCGGAUCAUACACAUAAAUGGACCGUGUUAUUAAGAGGUCUCAACAAUGAAGACUUGAGUUAUUAUAUCCGAAAAGUUGUCUUCAAACUACACGAAACCUAUCCCAAUCCUUUACGAAGUGUAGAACAACCUCCUUUUGAACUGACAGAAACAGGUUGGGGUGAAUUUGAAAUUAUGAUCAAGAUCCAUUUUCAUGUUGCCACGAGUGAAAAACCAGUGACAUUAUAUCAUCAUUUACGAUUACAUCCUUAUGAAGACGAUAUUAAUGGACAACCUUGGCCAAAAGAUAAACCUGUUUCUAGUUUGAUUUAUGAUGAAUUUGUAUUUAAUGAACCUACUGAACAAUUCCGUGAUAUCCUGGCCAAAAACAAUGCGUUACAACCUAAUUUGCCUGCCAAAAAGGCAACCAAGGAUCCUUUAGCACCUCAGUUUAGUGUACAGUUGGAACAAGAAGAAUUAGAAAGAUUGGACGCUGCUCAACGGGAAGUCAAUGCUCAAAUCAUUAGUUUGAAACAACGGAUGGCAGCUUUAGAUAGUGACAAUUGAUCUUCUUCUUUUUAUUCCUUUUGUUUGUACAUAUUCUUCUUCUUGACAAUAAACCAUUUAUUAUUAUUAUUAUUA